This is a messenger RNA of Aspergillus wentii DTO 134E9, 999 nucleotides long. Its product is annotated as metallophosphatase domain-containing protein. The transcript has a single exon. The record is from RefSeq and is a predicted model, not a curated record. Lineage: Eukaryota; Fungi; Ascomycota; Eurotiomycetes; Eurotiales; Aspergillaceae. Gene Ontology annotation, molecular function: hydrolase activity. Bases 1 to 999 code for a protein of 332 amino acids.
AUGACAGCCACACAAGCAAUCAAAACCCGCAUCUGCAUGAUCUCAGAUACACACACCUGCAGCCCCAACCCACCAACAAACACCUCAAAUGCAUACCGCUACCCUCUCCCCAAAGCCGACGUCCUCCUCCACGCCGGCGACCUCACAAAGGUGGGCUACAAGGCCGAACACGAGCAAAUGGUCGCCAUGCUCAAAGACGCAGACGCCGAACUUAAGAUCGUCAUUCCCGGUAACCACGACAUCACCCUCGACGAGGACUACUACACCCGACUAGGCCAUCUCCGCCAUCAUCGCCGGAUAGACCAUACCGCCCCCUCUGCAGCAACCCGCUGGACAGAACCAGACCCAACCCAAUCGGAGGACAUACACGCCAUAAAAGCCAUGUAUACCGACUCGGCCGCCCGAGACGCAGGAAUCAGAUACAUGGAAGAAGACAUCGAGACCUUCACCUUAUCCAACGGAGCGCAGUUCACCAUCUACGCCUCCGCUUACCAGCCAGAGUUCUGCCAGUGGGCGUUCGCCUACGAUCGAUCCAUCGAUCGAUUCAACAUGCCCGACCAUCCUUCUUCUUUCUCCUCCUUCACGCCAUCAACCCCCGUCCCGGAUAAUCGCCGUAUCGACAUCAUGCUAACCCACGGUCCUCCGCAUGGGAUUCUCGACCGCGUAGUCCCCAGCGGCGACAACGUAGGCUGCGAGCAUCUCCUCAAAGCCAGCGCCCGCGCUCGACCGAAACUCCACGUCUUCGGACACAUCCAUGAAGGAUACGGUGCGCGACGAAUGGAUUGGUCGACGCUAGACUGUUCUGCCAUCCGAUGUGAUCCUGAGACGGUGCUGGAGGAUCGAUGCGCCUACUACGAUGUUAGCUCGGAGGGAGCAAGACCGCUCAAGCCAUGCAAGGAGACUUUGUUCGUGAAUGCGAGCGUGGUUGAUAUCAAGUAUAACCCUAUUAAUGCGCCUUGGUUGGUUGACUUGGAUCUUCCGGUUGCUGGUGCUUCGUAA